CCCUUCUCCUAAAAACAAAUCGAGGGGAGAGGUUAGGGAGACUUAAGUGUUGGGGAAUGUGUUUUCAUGUCAUAUUGAGUGUAUUGAUUUAUUUAAUUCUCCGUUCUUAGAAUUGUUUUCCUUCAUCAUAUCCAUGAUCAUUUAAGUAGCAUCGGGGAAUACAAACUAUUUUGGCAAAGAAAGAGGAUUCACGGGUAGGAAAAAAAAGGGUAAAAAGAGGCAAAACAUAAGUUCACAACCAAGGAGCAUAAGAUCACGACCGAGAUUCCUUCGGUCGCGAAGAGAUAACGAGCCACACACAAGAUCGCUAAGUCAUGAUCUCAAGGAGGCCACGCCCAAUAAGAAACAGAAGGAGUCGCGGUCCUUUUUGUGGUCCUUCGCACUCGAGCCCGCGGCAAAGUUCGCUGUCGUGACUUUUAGUUCGUGAUCGUGAUCUGGAAGCCGAGAACUUAGCUCCAGCGCAACAACAACAAAAAAUUGUUUGUAGAUCGUGUAUUGGGAAGGAAGAUCGCGACUGUAAUCUCACAACACGAGGCCGCGAUCAUGUCCAUGUUUCUGGCCGCCUAUAAAUUCGAAGAUACCCUAAUUCCUAUAGGAAACCAGCCUUAUAGUGUGAAAAUAUGGUUUAUUGGCAGUUUUAGUGAGAGACACGACCUUGGUGGAGCUUAAUAAGGAAGAAUUCAUUCAACAAACAAGGAUUAAAGUACAAUCAAAGGAGAAAAAGAUGAUCUAAAGUUCUUCAUCUCUUUAUGACAAGUAUAUAUAAUACUCCUCCAAACGGUUUAAUCUUAAAUUCAUAAUCUAAUUUGGUAAAGAAUAAAAUUAUAUAAACCAGACCUAGAGCAGAAAUCCAAUACGUGUAUUAGUCUAUAUAUUGUGGGAACCUUGUUCACCGAGCCCCCUAACCGAGCUCUUCGCUCUAGACCCCGACUCGCUGACUGGUGAGUGGGUCCCUGUAACUUCCAAAUGACGAUAAAUAAUCCGGUUCUAACUCAUAUGUAGGGGGUGUUCAAAUGGUUACCAUGGUAAUAACCAAACCAAAUAAGUCUAAACUCUAUUAACCAUGGAAUACAAUAUCAUAACCAAACCGUCCAAACUAAUACAACAACCAAAUUAACCAAACUAAAGUUUAUUCGGUUUGGUUAAUUGGUUAACCAAAAUAACCAAUAUAACACCAUAUUAUCAUUAAGUGAGAAAAAAUUUCAGUUAGUGCAUCAAUUCGCAAUUUAUAUAAUGAACAACACAUAACAAUCCACAUAAUUGUAGUUAACCCUUAACGUAAAUACAUGUAACAAAGACAAUUAUCUUACAUUUGACUCUUGAGUGGUUAUCAAAGUAUUAAGUAUGUGUAUAUAAUAUAUAUUAGAUAUAUAGCUAAUUACUUAACUGGUUAAUUUGGUUUGAUUGGUUAGGAGUGCCUGAUACCAAACCAAACCACUUAAACCAAACAAGCUAAAUUUUUUAACCAAACCAAUUAUCGAAAUUAACCAAACCAAAUUAGCCAAAUACUACUGAUUAAAAUUAUUACCACGAUAACCACACCGUUUGAACACCCCCUACUCAUAUGAGCAUUUUUCACGAAGAAUUGAGCACGAUUACGAGAGUCAGAAAAUUAGAUCGAUAGAUUACACGUUCAGCGAACAGUUGGUAAUUUCUAUGGAGCGGUUUUUGUACUCGCUACUCACAAACGCAGCAUCCUCCAACCUUGUCGCCAUCACGCAACAAACUCACUCUCUGCUGCUUACAACCGGCCACUUAAUCCGUUCAAUCCGCCUUUUCAACACUCUGCUUCGAUCUUACUCCCUCAGUGGCUCCCCGCAGAAAGCUUUCUCCCUCUACAACCAACUCCAGUCGCUGUACUGCUUCCAUUCCUCCUCCUCAUCGUCUCUACAGCUUCCUUCAUUCGACAGCUUCUCGUACACUUUCCUCAUUAACGCCGCCACUCACGCUUCUUCUCUCCCCAUCGGAACCCAGUUCCAGGGUCGCGGAAUUAAAGUCGGGUUUCAUUCUCACGUCUACGUCCAGACCGCGGCGUUGAACAUGUAUACGGCUGCAGGUGUUUUGUCUGAUGCGCUGCAGGUGUUCGAUGAAAUGCCUGACAGAAAUUCGGUUAGUUGGAAUGUUUUGAUAACGGGAUUGGUGAGGUGGGGUGAGCUGGAAUAUGCUCGGUCUCUGUUUGAUGAGAUGCCGGAGAAGAAUGUUGUGACGUGGACCGGGAUGAUUGAUGGGCAUGUGCGUAUCGGGAGGUUUGGAGAAGGUUUGAGUUUGUUUCAGAGGAUGGUUUGUUGUGAGAAUAUGAAGCCAAGUGAGAUUACCAUUCUUGCCUUAAUGCCGGCUGUUUCAGGUUUGAAAGACAUGAGGGUUUGCAGGUUGGUUCAUUGUUAUGCGGAGAAAAGAGGGUUGAUUGCGUUUGACAUACGGGUUGCUAACUCGGUCAUAGAUACUUACGCGAAAUGUGGGUGCAUAGAGAGUGCUUCCAGGUUUUUUGAGGACUUGAUGGAGAGGAAGAAUUUGGUAUCAUGGACAACAAUUAUAACUGGGCUGGCAAUGCACGGGUUCGGGGAGGAAGCUGUGGAAAGAUUUGAUAGAAUGGAGAAAGCGGGUUGGAAACCUAAUCGGGUCACAUUCUUGAGUGUUUUUAAUGCGUGCAGUCAUGGAGGACUAGUGGAUCAGGGACUCAAGUUCUUAGAAAAGAUGGUAAAUGAGUAUCAAAUUUUGCCUGAUAUCAAGCACUAUGGAUGUUUAGUAGACAUGCUGGCUAGGCUGGGCAGAUUAGAAGAAGCAGAAAAUUUGGCACUGGAGAUACCGACAGAGAUUGCAAAUGUCGUGGUUUGGAGAACGCUUCUAGGAGCUUGUAGCUUUCAUGAUAAUGUUGAGAUGGCUGAAAGGGUAACAAGGAAGAUCAUGGAGAUGGAGAGAGGAUAUGGAGGUGACUACGUGCUGAUGCAUAACAUAUUUGUGGGUGCUGGGAGGUUUGGUGAUGCUGAAAAGUUUAGAAAAUUGAUGCACCAGAGAAAUGCCAUAAAACUUCCCGGCCAGAGUGCGAUAUGAUCCAUUGGACAUGCAGAUCGAUUGAUCUAGACAGGUUUGAUUUUAGUGACUUCAACCCCCAGGUUGGUUGGAAUUUUUUUAUCUCAUUACAUCUUGAUCAAUUCCUGAGGGUUGAAAUUUAAUGCUGUAUUUGGUGCCUGAUUUAUGCCUACUGCUAAAUAAAUACUAAUGUGCAACAGGUAAAGAAUUAGGGAGGGGUUAUGGUGCUAAUUGUACAAUAGUUAGCACCGUCCUAACCAAGGGAAAAACUACUACUAGUUUGAAUUAGUAGUGAUUUUAUUAUAAUCCGUAGUGAUUUCGUUAUUUUUAGUAGCGUUUUUUGCUAGUUAUCACGGUGCUAACCCCUAUAAGGAUUAGCACCUAAUCCCAUGGGUGACCACUGAAGCAAACAUCAGAGUUUUGGGAGUCAAAACCGUUUUUUUUUUUUUUUGGGUUAGGUUGAAAAGUCAAACCUUCUAUGUUAAAGAAGAGAGGUGCAAAUAUUCCAUCCACCUAGUAGAGGAAUGCUGUUCUUUUGCUGGAUUGCUGAAUGGAUUCAAUGAUACUGGGAACUCACAAGAAUCAUUUCCAUGACCAAAUUCUUCUGUGAUGCAGCAGCAAAUUCUUCAGCUUGGUCUGCAGGAGAAAUUGAUCUGUUGAAAAGUAGCCUGCCAGGGUUUCCUGAACUGUGCACACCAGCAAAAACUACUACACUUGCAUGUCCAUUUCCAUCUCAGGUACUGAUGAGUUUUAGAAGUAAAGCUAGCUCCUUUUUUCAGUAUUUGAUUUACCUAAUAUCAGGUCCAAAGUAUCAAGGGAAGCUAAGAGCAUAACCUAUUAAAGAGCAGAGAAGGCAAAUCCUUGAACAGGAGGUAGAGCAGAAGGAUUGACAGAAAGAGCUAGAUGGGAUCACUGUUCGAUGCAGCCACAUUAUUAUCCCGUGCAAGUCCCACGACAGCAACAUGACCAGUGGAACAGCACCACCUAACAAAACCGCCUUUCGAGCUUUGGAAACGGUUUUCCUAGCAAUCUUACAUAUCACAUGAAACCUUAAAAAUGAGCACCGUCGGAAGCACAGCAGGCAAAAAUGCAGAAAUACUCCAGGACAGUCGGGCAAAGGUCCCACCAAAGCACCAAUAUAGCGUCCUCCUAAUGCUCGUUGCAAAGACAGUAAAGCUCACCUCCGAAACUCCAUUCUAUUACAUGCAUCAAAGCUCGGCUAAGCUACGAGAAUGAUGGAGGAGAUUGCAUUACAGCUAGCACAUGUUUUUUUUUUUUAUGAAGAAAGAAAAUGGCGAUUGUUGGGCGUUCUGCACCAGCUUUCAUAGUUGCAGCAGGUAAUCCCAGCAUGCCUGGGCCUACUGUUGUGCCGAUGACUUAAGUUACAGCUCCUAAGAAGUUCUUCUCCCAAUGUGGGAGAUCUUCAAACAUUUCAACUACUCAAGUUAUUGAGAUGUAUUGAUUGUCGACAGUUUUCCCAGAAGCCAUAACUCCAGCAAUAAUUUUAGGCAAAUGCCCACCCCAACAUGCCUAUCAUCCAUUCCUGGAAGCUGUUCCUACGAGCUCCAUCAACCCACGCCCAACUUCCCCAAUUCGCGCUGGCGGCAAUUAUGGAAGCUUCCAUGAUCCUCGUCAUCUGUCCUCAACGACGGCUUCUCGUCACCUAUAGCACAACAGGCUGUGCAUCAAACACUGAGAAAGAGAAGUCCUUGACAACCAACCUUUUCAUUGCUGAUGCGGUGAUAUCCUGAGCUUGGUCAGUUGGUAGAUAACCAUAAUCAUAUAUUCUGUUUGGCCCUUUCACUCUCGACUACUCAACCUGUUGGGAUCACGUUAUUGAGUUUAGAAAAUGGACCGUAGGGACUAAGAUGGUCCCAGAAUUGAGGUUCCCCUUGAGUUCUUUGUUUGUAAAACGAAAUAGCAGAAAAGAAAGAAACGAAAAGUCUUGAUGAGGGAAAGCAGUAGGAAAAGGCUGCAUAGACAAGCUCCAAUAGAGUUUCCUUAGACUCGCUCUAUAACAAUAAGCGACGUGUAUUUGUGAGAAUCAACAUGGAUUUCCCCACUCAAUAUGCUUUUAUAUCGUAUCAUUUGUCGUGGAUUCCUUCUUUGGAGAUGGAUCAAAGAGACACGUGGGUGAGCUAACUAAUCAUAUAUGUUCUGUUACCUGUCAUAGCUUGCUCUCAGACGUUUGAUUGCAUUUGAUGCACAAAAUCAUAAGGACUUCCUUAUUAUCUACCUAAUAUAAUUAGCAAAUACAUAAUAUGCAAUAAAUAUAGAAAGGCGAA
Messenger RNA from Linum trigynum, 5315 nucleotides. NCBI's taxonomy places the organism in Eukaryota, Viridiplantae, Streptophyta, Magnoliopsida, Malpighiales, Linaceae. The record is from the annotation of a GenBank genome assembly.